Messenger RNA from Sarcophilus harrisii (Tasmanian devil), 1386 nucleotides. It is a transcript of the gene TMEM80, whose product is annotated as transmembrane protein 80. The coding region runs from base 378 to 806 and encodes 142 amino acids. Gene Ontology annotation, biological process: non-motile cilium assembly. The transcript is spliced from 5 exons. Gene Ontology annotation, cellular component: ciliary transition zone. NCBI's taxonomy places the organism in Eukaryota, Metazoa, Chordata, Mammalia, Dasyuromorphia, Dasyuridae. The record is from RefSeq and is a predicted model, not a curated record.
CCCGAGCGGACCCGAGCGGGCCCGAGCGCUCCCGAAGCCGCCCCCGCCGCCGCCGAGGCUCCUCCUCACGGACAGGCAGGGCGCCACGAAGAUGGCCGCCCCCGCCGCGCUGCCGCGGUCCCGGGACGCACCGAGAGGCCGCCCGCGCGCCCGCGCCCGGGACCAACCGAGAGUUGCCGACGCCAGCCGAGCCCGUCCGAGGGCGACGGCCGCGCGCCCGAAGAUGGCCGAGCGGCCGCCGAAGCGCCCCAUUGGCUGCGGGGCCGCGGGGCCGCGCCCGCCGCCACUGGGGGCGGAGCCAGCGCGCCUCCGAGGGCGCCGGGGGAGGGCGCACGGGCUGCCGGGAUCGGGGCGGACCGAGGGGGGCGGGGGCCAAGAUGGCGGCCGGGCGCAGAGGAAGAUCGUCCAUCCUCCUCUCCUCCGUGCCGCUGCAGAUGCAGUUUCGCUUAAGUGGAAUCUAUUAUCCUGUCUAUUUCUUGGUCUCAUUGCUGGUGACCUUUUACAAAACGCGCCUCUUCACUUACCCGCCCGCGUACUGGGCCGCCGAUGUGCUCCUGCUGUGCAGCAUGGGCGGCCUGGAGGCCCUGCGGCUCUACCUGGGCACGAAGGGCAACCUGACGGAGGAGGAGACCCUGCUUGGCGCUAGCCUCCUGCUGACCGUGGCCAACGCCUUCCUGUCUCUGUACUUCCUGCUGUGGGCCACCUUUGUGCUGCGGAUCGACAUCCUCCUCAAUGGGGCCCUGCUGGCCCUCUACGGCCUGGAGGGCCUCCUGCAGGCCGUGACGAUUGCCGCCUUUGUCAGCUAGCCUCCACCCCCCCCAGCUCCCAUUCUACCCAUGAGGAAGGUCUGCUGGGGGCCAGGAUCUCCCCCUCGGGGCCAUGAUCUCACCCUCGGGGCCCGGGAUCUCACCCUCAGGGCCUGGGAUCUCACUCUUGGGGGGCCGGCUCUUUGGAACACUGCGGAGGAACGGACCACUUGGCGGCCCCCAGACAUCGACCGUGAGGCAACUCUUGGGGUCCGGCCUGGAAUCGGGGAGCCCCAAGCCCAGAUCCAGCCUCUGACACUCCUGGAUGAGUCACGGCUGCUGCCUGCCUCAGUUUUAUCCUCUGUAAAAUGGGAUCAGAACAGCCCCCCUGCCAGCUGGGGUGAGGAGCCAAGGAGAUUUGUAGCACGCCUGGCACCCAGUAGGCAUCUGCUGGGCCCUGGUGGGGAGAGGCCGCACGGCCAGGCUCCUGGGCCCGGGGCAGGUGCCGGGUGAGGGCCCUUGUGGCCAGCGGCAGAGUCUGGAGGAGGAGCCCGGGCAGGCUCCCUCCCCUUCUCCACCUCCGGCCCCUCACAUCCAAGGGGGCUUCAUACUUUGUUUCCAAAUAAAAUCUCUGCCCCGG